Apis cerana (Asiatic honeybee) is the source of this 1527-nucleotide messenger RNA. RefSeq lists its product as uncharacterized. Gene Ontology annotation, molecular function: nucleic acid binding; zinc ion binding. NCBI's taxonomy places the organism in Eukaryota, Metazoa, Arthropoda, Insecta, Hymenoptera, Apidae. The record is from RefSeq and is a predicted model, not a curated record.
AGAGUAAGAAAGAAAAUAGUCAUAAGUUAAUACGACGUCUUAUCUAUCUAUCUAAUUGCAAAGUCACAGAUUAUAUAGUAAAUUAUACAUAGUAAAAUCGUUGACUUUUUGUGAAACAAGCAUUGAAAUAUAUAAUGGGUAACUCGCAAAAUAAAAAUGUUUCAAAACAAAAUAAUAGAACAGAUAUGCUUCCUAUCUAUGCAUACAAUCUAAAUCAAACUGAACUUCCUAAUAUUAUACCACCUUCAUCGUUUAUGACGGAAGACGAAUUUUUCAAAACAUGGUGUUCUUGGAAAAAUGAAUUUUUAACAUUCAAAAGAAUUUUAAAUAAAGAAAAUUUUAAUAAGGAAAAAUGGGGAAAUCUGUUAUUAAAUUUAAUGGGUCCAAUUGGACAAAAUAUUCAUAGCACAUUUCAAUUUAAUUCUAUAAAUGAUAAAGAAAAUGUAGAUAUAUUACUUGAAAAAUUUGAUGAAUAUUACAUAUUUUCAGGAAGAAAAAAAUUACCUUUAGAAGAUAUAUAUGAAUACAUAAAGGACUUACAAUUUAUUAUCAAAGAAAAAAACAUUGACAAUGAAUAUGAAUUAAUAAAAAAGAAAAUUUUAACAGAAAUCAAUGAACAUCAAUUUAAUAAUGCUGCUAAACAUGUAAUUCCAACAUUUACAUUUUCUUCCGAUUUCAAUAAAUUAACAAUAAAGGAAAUUGCAUUUAUUUGGAAAUUAUACAUUGAUAGUAAUAGUUCAAAAAACUGCACACGUUGUGGAUCUAAUCAUGCUUCUAAUAAAUGUCCAUCAUUGGGAAAACAAUGUAUAAAAUGUAAUGAAUGGAAUCAUUUUCCAAAAAGAUGUCCAAAAAAUUUUAUUACCAAUUGUCAUUAUUGUGGAAGUGAUCAUAGAUAUAAAAAUUGUCCAGCUUAUAAUGAAAUUUGUACUAAAUGUCAGAGAUUACAUCACUUUAGCUGGAAAUGUAAAUCUAAAAAAAUUCUGCAAUGCAAUUAUUGUGGUUUAACUCAUAUUGCAUCUAGAUCGCAUUGUACAGCAAAAGAUAUCAUUUGCAAUAAUUGCAAAACAAUGGGUCAUGUUUCUUCAAAAUGCAAUAAAAAAUCAAAUAAUUAUAAUCAUAAGAACUAAAAAUAAUUUUAGUUUAAAUUUUAAUAUAAUAAAUGAAAUUUUUUUAUGUUAGAUGAUAUAAUCAAUAUUUGUUUAUUUUUUUUGUGUAUUUUUGUUAAAGAUAUUAGAAAUAUAUAUUUUAUAUCAUUACAUAUUAUACUUUACAUAUUAUAUUAUACAAUACAUUACAUAUUAAUGAUUUAUAAUAUGAUAUAUAUUAAUUUAACAUGUAAGAAAAUAUAUAUAUUUUUAUAUACAAAUAUAUUUCUAUAUAUCUCUAAAUAACUUUGUAAUAUUUUUCAUAAAAUAUUUUUUACUGUAAAUCUUUGAUUCUUCUUUUCUAUUUUAAACUAUUGUUAUUUUUACUUCUUAGUAGAGAUAAUAUUAAAAAAAUAAAUUAAAAUUAAUAUCUAAAAUUAAA